AUGAGGUUCCCACAGAGCGUACUGCCCGUAAUUGGGGCAGUGUCGGCUCUGUUCACACUCGUUCAAGCGCGAUCUCAAGCGUCAGAAGCUAUUCGCCGGACCACCCCGAUCGAUAAUGCUGUUAUUCGCACCGAAGCACACCAAAUAGACCACCUCUCACACUUUGAUCUCACCUUCGAAUUGCACCGCGACGGACAGCGGAUCAAGCUGGAGCUCGAGCCGAAUCACGAUAUCCUCGCCGACGAUGCCUACGUCCAAUAUAUUGGCCCUGAUGGACUCUGGGAAGGCGAACCCAUCCAAAGACACGAGCACAAAGUCUUUCGCGGCCGGGCCCUGGUCGGCUCGGGUCAGGGACGAUGGACUCCUGCAGGUUGGGCUCGGAUCAGCGUAAGAAAGGACGGCCCCGAGCCCCUGUUUGAGGGUGCGUUCAGUAUCGACCAUAAUAAGCACCACAUCGAGCUGCAGUCAACAUACCUGGCCAAAAAGCGCCCCAUCGACACCGAUAUCGAGCACCGAAGGGGCGACUACAUGGUAGUCUACCGAGACACCGAUAUGAUUCAACACCAUAGCGAGCUCAAGCGGUCGCUGGAGGAUCCCACGGGUUGCUCAGCGAAUAAACUCGACUAUAACGCUGAUUUGACCAACUCGAUUUUUCCCUUUGGUGUCGACCAGCCGGAUAGCCAAUGGGGAGUCAUGCCACUGAAUUCGUUGUUUGGGCUCAGCAAGCGCCAAUCCAAUGAUGUGCCGGGAUCUGGUAAUACGGCCGGCGUGAAUCUGAGGAGCACUGUUGGCGAUACAUCUGGAUGCCCCAAGACCAGAAAGGUGGCUCUGAUUGGUGUGGCAACGGACUGUAAAAUGAGUGACUUUUUCAAAUCCAACUCAACCCCCAAGGAUGCGGCAAAGGAUUUUGUCAUCAACAUGGUCAACACAGCAUCGAACUUGUACGAGGACUCAUUCAAUGUGUCUAUCGGGUUGCGCAAUCUCACUGUGAACGACCAACCUUGUCCAACGACAGCCACUGCAGCGGCACCGUGGAAUAUUGGCUGCGAUGGCGGAAAUAUGACCUGGCGACUGAACGAGUUCUCCAAGUGGCGUGCAAGUAACGCGGACAGCAACGCCUACUGGACCCUGAUGACCGGCUGCCCUACUGGCCAGGAGGUCGGCGUUUCCUGGAUGGGUGCUCUGUGCAACUCCGACGUUGUCACCUCGAGUGAUGGUAACUCGGUGUCGGGCGCGAAUGUCGUGGUCGGCAACCAAGGCUCUGCAUGGCAGAUCUUCGCUCACGAGACCGGACACACAUUCGGAGCAGUCCAUGAUUGUGAUACGUCGGCAUGCUCUGACCAUCUAGAAGUCUCUUCCCAGUGUUGCCCACUAACAUCGACUACUUGUAAUGCGAAUGCCAAGUACAUCAUGAAUCCGUACGCAGACCCGAGCAUGACAACCUUCUCUCAAUGCACAAUCGGCAACAUCUGCUCCGCCAUUGGUCGCAAUAGUAUCAAGUCAACCUGUCUCUCCGACAACCGCGGAGUCACGACUAUCAUCGGCAGCAAGUGCGGCAACGGCAUCGUCGAAACUGGCGAAGACUGUGACUGCGGCGGCGAGGAAAACUGUGCUAGCAAUGCCUGCUGCGACGCAAAGACAUGCAAGUUCAAGAACAACGCCGUCUGCGAUGACUCCAACGACAGCUGCUGCACCAGCUGCCAAUUUACACCCGCCAACACGGUCUGCCGCGCGAGCACAAACGCCUGCGACAUUGCCGAGACCUGCUCCGGAAACUCGAGUUCCUGCCCCAGCGACACAUACAAAGAUGAUGGCUCCUCUUGCGGUAGUGGUCUCACCUGUGCCAGCGGGCAAUGCACGAGUCGCGACUAUCAAUGCCGUAGUGUCAUGGGCUCCCUCCUCAGUACCAACGAUACCUGGGCCUGUUCGAGUGAGAUGACGAUGAAUCCAUCUUGCCGCCUGGUUUGCGGCACGGCCGAGCGACUCCAGGGGUAUCCCCCCAACACCUGCUUUGACACGUACCAGAACUUCAUGGACGGUACACCCUGUGACUCUGGCGGUCGCUGCUAUGGCGGCCAGUGCAAGGGUUCCUCCGUAGGAGGCUGGAUCAAGGAUCACAAAAACCUCGUCAUUGGCAUUGCUGUUGGCGUGGGCAGUCUCAUCGUCCUCACCGUGCUCUUUUCUCUCGUCCAGCGAUGCCGUGCGGCCCGAGUUAGAAGGAACAUGGCGAAGAAUGCCCGUUCUGCACCUGUGAUGGGCCGUUAUCAGGGCCGCAGGCUUAGUCGGGGACCUCCUCGUGGAGCGCCGCCUCCACCUGGUGCUCCCUAUGGUCCUCCGCCUGGUCCUCCGCCUGGUCCGCCCAUGAAUCAGUGGUAUGGCCACCCUGAUUCUGGAUAUCCUAACGGUGGAUAUCCACAAGCGCCUCCGCCUCGGUACGCUUAA
Penicillium subrubescens is the source of this 2442-nucleotide messenger RNA. RefSeq lists its product as uncharacterized. Gene Ontology annotation, biological process: proteolysis. Lineage: Eukaryota; Fungi; Ascomycota; Eurotiomycetes; Eurotiales; Aspergillaceae. Bases 1 to 2442 code for a protein of 813 amino acids. The transcript has 2 exons. The record is from RefSeq and is a predicted model, not a curated record. Gene Ontology annotation, molecular function: metalloendopeptidase activity.